This is a messenger RNA of Penaeus vannamei (Pacific white shrimp), 1100 nucleotides long. RefSeq names its product trypsin-1. Gene Ontology annotation, biological process: proteolysis. The record is from RefSeq and is a predicted model, not a curated record. Gene Ontology annotation, molecular function: serine-type endopeptidase activity. Lineage: Eukaryota; Metazoa; Arthropoda; Malacostraca; Decapoda; Penaeidae.
CAUGAUGUGCUCGCUCGCUCUCCUCGUGCUGAUUGGAGUCAGCGCUGUCUCCUGCCGGCAGCUCGGAGACCCACGAGGUGCGGCCGAGAAUGACCUGAUGAAUUCAGAUUAUGACAGGCAAUACGACUACUACUACCCAGGGUCAGAAGGAACUACCAAAGCACCGACAACCAAAGCACCGACAACCAAAGCCCCGACAACCAAAGCUCCGACAACCAAAGCUCCAACAACCAAGCCACCAGGUUCUGGAGCUUGCCAGUGCGGUGUGGCCAACCCCACGCGCAUCGUGGGCGGGACGGAGGUGAGCCCCGCCCACAAGUACCCGUGGCAAGUAGGCCUUGGGAAGCAAGGCUACUACGGCUACAGCUGCGGUGGAGCCAUAAUCAACAACCUCUACGUUCUGACGGCCGCCCACUGCUUUUUCGACAAGGAAGGAAACCGCCUCUCGGACGAGGGCCUUGUGGUCGGCGUUGGCGACCAUAUCAUGACCUCGUCAAACGAUGACGUGGCAGGAGUAACCAAGGAAGUCCCGGUGGCCAAGGUCAUCCUUCACGAGAGCUAUAACCCAAAAGCGUAUGACUACGACAUUGCGCUGCUGCGGCUGGGCCAGACGCUCGACCUGGCCAGCCACAGCCAGGUUCGGGCCGUGUGCCUGCCCGACGACGACUCCAAGACUUACGUAGGCGAGAACGCCAUCGCCUCAGGCUGGGGUGCCCUGGGUUUUGGUGACUCCCAGCCAGACGCGCUGAGGGAGGUCAUGCUGCCCAUCCUGUCGACAUGCUUGGACAAUACAGGGAUAACCGAAAGGAUGCUGUGCGCAGGAUAUGAGGAGGGCGGGAAGGACACCUGCCAGGGAGACUCCGGAGGACCUCUGUGUGUGAAGGAGGGCAGCAAGUUUGUCCAAGUAGGAGUGGUGUCCUUCGGCGACGGCUGCGCUCAGGCUAGGAAACCAGGAGUCUAUGCCCGAGUGACCAAGUUCUUGACGUGGAUCAAAGAAAAGACAUCGGACGCCACCUACUGCUGAACGCCAUUGCCUCGUUGAAUUCUCUCUUGUUAAAUCUGUUAAAGAUCUUUCCAAAUAAAUUUAGUUGCAUGCUCAA